AUGCGCAGCAUUCAUGGUGGUGUGAAGUACUCAUAUGAGUCAUAUUCUCAAUCUCCUUUCUCAGCAUACCAAGCUCCUAACGAUGCAAACACUACCAACGAGAAAGAUGCAACAACGUCAUCAUCACUCAGCAGAAUCAGUCCACUCAUUUUGCUGGUCAUUAUAGUUCUAGCAGUUAUCUUCUUCGUGUAUGGACUUGUCCAUUUGGUUCUAUGGUUUUUCAUGAAAACACCAAACCCUUCAUCAAUCUACAACUCCAACAGGUUCCACGAAUCCACGCGCUCACGUGUUCUUCAGAGGCAGCUUCAACAACUCUUCCGGUUGCACGAUUCAGGUCUAGACCAAGCCCUCAUAGACGCUCUACCCGUUUUCCAUUACCAAGACUUGUUGGGUUCGAAGGAACCGUUUGAUUGUGCUGUGUGUUUAUGCGAGUUCUCCGAGGACGACAAGCUGAGGCUGCUUCCUAUGUGCACACACGCGUUUCACAUGAACUGUCUUGACACAUGGCUUCUCUCGAAUUCCACGUGUCCUCUUUGCAGGGCAUCUCUCUCCAACUACGUGGAGAAUCAGAAUCAGAAUCCAAUGUUGUUUAAUGUUGGCAUUGGCAAUUCAAAUUCUUUGGUUCUGCCAAGUGGGUUCAGAGAUGAGGAAGAGAACGGAUGUUCAGAGAGUGAAAGAUCAGUUGGGAAAAGGGUGUUUUCUGUGAGACUUGGAAAAUUCAGAAACAAUGGGUUGGAGUUAGAGGGUGUAGAGGGAGAAGGGUAUGGUAGUUGUAGUUUGAAUGAGAGGAGAUGCUACUCCAUGGGUUCAUAUCGGUAUGUGGUUCGUGAUUCGAAUCUGCAAGUGGUGUUGUCUGAAUCUCAUAAUGUGUCAGACAAUGAAAAUGUGGAGGGAAAGAUGAUAAACGACUCAACCAAAGGUGAGAGCUUCUCUGUUUCCAAGAUAUGGCUUUGGUCCAAGAAGACCAGAUUUCAUGAUUCUAAUGCAGCUUUCCCUUAG
Sphenostylis stenocarpa is the source of this 999-nucleotide messenger RNA. Lineage: Eukaryota; Viridiplantae; Streptophyta; Magnoliopsida; Fabales; Fabaceae. The record is from the annotation of a GenBank genome assembly.